Effrenium voratum is the source of this 1014-nucleotide messenger RNA. The record is from the annotation of a GenBank genome assembly. NCBI's taxonomy places the organism in Eukaryota, Dinophyceae, Suessiales, Symbiodiniaceae.
AUGACGCGCGAUGUUGGCAUGGGCUAUGCCUGCUGCUUGAUUGCCAGUGUCGCCUAUGCUGUGAAUUUACUGCCUGUGAAGAAGUACGAGACGGGAGAUGGAAUCUUUUUCACCUUUGCCAUGUCUCUGGGGAUCUUGAUGGUUGGCCUGGCAAUGGGCUUAAAUCAGCACGAUCCUUUUGGCUUCGAACCCCUUGCCGCACUGGGCGGAGUCAUCUUCACGAUGGGAAACCUCCUGUGCCCGUUGGUGAUCCAGCUCAUAGGCCUGGGCCUAGGUUUGACGAUCUGGGACCUCAGCAACAUGCUCAUGGGCUGGUUCACGGGGCGCUUCGGCCUUUUCGGGGUGGACCAGGAGAUCUCGGAGAGGCCCCUCUUCAACUACAUCGGUUUAGCGCUGGCCUGCGUCUCCUUGGUCUUCAUGUACCUGGCCGCGCACUUCGACACGAAGCCCAAGGAGGUUGAGUCGCAAAACUUGGAGGGUGCGGAGGACUUGGAGCGCACGACCUCGGUUGCGGACCUGAAGGACGAGAGGCAAAGCCCCAUGAGAAUGGUCAUGGGUACAUCCUUGGCCAUGCUCGCGGGCGUUCUCUUUGGCGCGACCUUUGACCUGCCUCAGGAUCUGCUGCAGGGGCAGUUUGGAGAGAACCACAGCAGCUAUGCUUUGGACUAUGUCUUCAGCCACUUUCUGGGGAUCUUUGUCUCGGCAGCUGCGUCCUUGCUCGUUUACAUCAUCGUGCGGCGGAGAAGAAGCUAUGCCCCCUUGAACCUCGUGUUGCCGGCCAUGUGCUCGGGCGUCAUUUGGGCCCUUGGCACGGUUGCUUGGUUCCAGGCCAACGCUGAGGUGGGCUUCUCAGUGACGUAUCCCUUCAAUAACAGCGUGCCCAGCAUCCUGGCUCUCUUGAUCGGCUUCUGCUGUUUCGGUGAGCUUGCGACCUCAAAGAGCCGCUGCUUCGCGCUGAUUGGGGUCAUGAUUCGCCUGCCGGGCGUGGCCCUCAUCGCUCUCUCCCGACUCUAA